Cajanus cajan (pigeon pea) is the source of this 803-nucleotide messenger RNA. Lineage: Eukaryota; Viridiplantae; Streptophyta; Magnoliopsida; Fabales; Fabaceae. The record is from RefSeq and is a predicted model, not a curated record.
CUGAUUCUGCUAUUCUUUUAACUCUGGGCUUCUUUCUUUGUUGGCCUAUUUGUUAGAACUUCUUAAGAAGAGAAGGUGAGAUGCAGGGUACUGAGGAUCAAAAGAUCAUUCAGCAGAAUGAACCCGUUGGUUCAAUUACUCCAAGGUAUGAAGCUGAUACAAUUCAACAAAUAGGAAAUCCAUGGAGCACUGGACUAUUUGAUUGCCAUGAGAAUCAGACAAAUGCGGUUAUGACAGCAUUUUUUCCAUGUGUAACAUUUGGGCAGAUAGCAGAAGUAUUGGAUGGUGGAGAACUUAGUUGUCAUUUGGGGAGCUUCAUUUACCUAUUAAUGAUGCCUGCUUUGUGCUCUCAAUGGAUUAUGGGGUCCAAGUACCGAACAAAGUUGAGAAAGAGAUACAAUUUGGUGGAAGCUCCAUACACGGAUAUAGUGUCUCACGUCUUUUGUCCAUGUUGUUCCCUCUGUCAGGAGUUCAGAGAGCUAAAAUUUAGAGGACUUGACCCUGCUCUUGGAUGGAAUGGCAUUCUUGCAAAACAGCAUGCAAAACAGCAAAGUGAUCAAACAUUGAAGAAUCCUCCUUCAAACCAAGUCAUGUCUAAGUGAACACAUUUCUUUCAUCGGGGAGGGGAUCUGUCAAAAUUAAAUUGAAUUGUAUUUCUUUUGAUUUGUUUGGUGUGAUGAGGUUAUUUUUAUUAGAUUAUUAUUGUUUGCUUUGGGUCUAAGUCCUCGCAAUUUUGUUUUUGGUCAUCACUCAAAGGAUUUCUCAAUCAUUGUAUUAUAUAAGUUGUUAUUUCUUGUUUUAUU